ACGGGACUUUUGUGCCCUUUGGAACUGCAUCAGCCACCGUCUACGUGGACACAACCGACUGUCCCAGGGACCUCCUGCCCGGCCUGACUGGGUCCUUCCUGCCCUCGAACCUGGAGCCAGACUUGGAGAGCCUCCUGCGGGGCAUUGCCAAGGCAGACAUCCCAUCCCUGACAAAGCAGGACAGGGUCACGCUGGCUGCUCUGCCCCUCUUCAUCGCACUGCCCUGCUUGGCCAACCCGCAGCCCACGAAGCUGCUACCGGCCGGUGACACUCCAGCACUGGUGCCAGAGCUGGAGCUGCCCAGAGAUGUGGUGCUGCCAGAGGCCAUGUUGCGGUGCCGGGAUGAAGCUGACCGACGACUCCUGGGGAGGCUUCAGAGGCCCCUCACCAGUACAGCCCAGGCGAUGUUGGAGGCCGUCAGAGCCGUGGCCCAGGGUGCCUAUGCAGGGCGGGCAGCCGAGACGCAGGCUCUGCUGCUCUGGGUGCUGCAGCACGGAGAUAUCCUCUUUGCACAGAGCCCUCCACUGCAGCAGGCCUGCAGCAAGCUGGCCUUCCUGGAGACCCCCAAUGGCCCCGCGUGCCCAGGAGACCUUUACGACCCCUGUGAGAGCACCUUGCGGGCACUGCUGGGCCCUGAGCGCUUUCCCCCUGCCACCUUCUGCAGCCCGCCUGUCGUCCAUGCCUUGAGAUCCCUGGGCUUGCGGCACGGUGAGGGGUGCCUGGUGCCUUCAGACAUCCUGGAGGCUGCAGCAAGUGUGAGUCGGGGUGACGCAGCGGCUCAGGACAAGGCUCAGGCAGUGAUCAAGGUCUGCACCCGCCCCAACGCACUGGCUGGCUUCAGCACUGCAAAGCUUAGGCAGCUCCAGGCCCUGCCAUGGGUUCCUCGUUCCAAGUGCACUGGAAAGCCUGGGCAGCUCUUCCUGCCCCCUAAGGAGCUGCGAUCCAUCCAGUUCCAGCCGCUGGUGGGGCUUGUCAUGCACCUGACCAGCGCCUUUGUGCCAGAGGCAGAGCAGAAACUGGGGCUGAGCCAGAUCCCCCCGCCAGAGAAAGUGUGGGAGCAGCUGAGGCAUCUGGCACGGAGCAGGGACAUGGGUGAGGUAGGUACCGCACUCCGGCCUGUCUACCAGCACAUGCAGGAAAACCUGCAGACCUUUGGGGCUGUCCCAGCCGAUGCUGUGGUGUGGACUGGGGCUGGGUUUGUUCUGCCGUGUGAUGCCGUGCUGGGCUAUCCUGAGGAGCUGGAGGUGGAGCUGGCAAUGCUGGUGCCCCGGGUGCCCCCUGCCUUCCUGUCCUACAGCUGCCUCUUCAGGGCUUGGGGGGUGGAGGCGAAGGUGAGUGAGGAGAGGGCAGUUGCAGCCCUGUGCUGCCUGGGGCAGGACAUAGACACGCGCAGCUCCAGAGCUGGCACUGCAGCAGAGCUGCAGGUGGCUGUAGCUGUCCUGGAGUGGCUGAAGAGUCGGGGGCACCAGGGCAAUGGCACGGUGCCGGUUCCUGUGAGGAUCCUGGAUGGCUCGGGCUUUGUCCUCCACCCGGCUGCCUCUACUGUGUACCUGGACAUGGAGCUGGAGGCAGAGGAGGAUGUUCAGGAGGUGGUGCAUGAGGCAAUGCCAUCCAGCACAGCCAUAUUCCUUGGCACGGAGCUGCUCAGCACACGGGUAUUGGGGCCAGAGCCGUUCGUGGCUUGUGGCCCCUCGGAGCCCAUCACCUUACGGCUCCGCAACAUCCUCCGGGAGUAUGGCGAGGAGGGCGACCUCUUCACAGAGAUGGUCCAGAAUGCGGAGGAUGCUGAAGCUACUGUGUGCCGUUUCCUCCUGGACCUCCGACACCGCAGAGAGGCCACCUCAGGGCUGCUGGACCCCAACAUGAUUGCCUGCCAUGGCCCUGCCCUCUGGGCCUACAACAACGCCCUGUUCACAGAGGAUGACCUCCGUAACAUCACACGGGUUGGGGCUGCUACGAAGGAGGGCCAAGCAGGCCGGAUCGGGCGCUUUGGGCUGGGCUUCAGCUCUGUCUACCGUGUCACAGAUGUGCCAGCGGUGCUGACUGGGGAGACACUGCUCAUCUUUGAUCCCAACGGCACCCAUCUGGGCAAGCACAUCCCCAGGGCUGGCUGCCCUGGCAUCCGCCUGGACUUCUCCAGCCGACCACGCAUUCUCCGUGCCUUUGCUGAGCAAUUCUGGCCCUACCAUGGUAUCUUUGGGUGCCGCCUCCCUGAGCCAGGACCCUUUCCAGGGAGCCUUUUCCGCCUGCCUUUUCGCACUGAAGAGGAAGCUGUGAAAUCACAGAUUUGCUCAGAGGCCUUUGGUACAGAGCGCAUCCAGUCCCUUGGCACCAGCUUCCUUGGCUCUAACCAGCUCCUGCUUCUCUUCCUACGGAAGGUGAAGGAGAUGUCCCUGGAGAUGCUGCCAGACACGGCCACCUCUGCGGAGGAUACCGUGCCUCUGGCUAUACUGCGACAAAAGGAGAUACGAGACCUGGGGUCCCCUGGAGACCCCCCAAGCUGGGCAGCCAUCGAGCAGCUCACAGCCUGCGAGGAGGCAUCCAAGACCACGAGGCACUACCUAGUUUUGGUGUGUCAAGGUGAUGGGGAGUUGCUGGAACUGUUUCACCAGAACACACAGGCAGGGCUCCAUCCUCCACCUCCCAUGGCUGGUGUGGCCCUUCCCCUUGCCCUUACUGCAGAUGGCAAGUGGGUGCCGCGUCUAGGUGCCGAGGAGGGGAAAGUCUUCUGCCACCUUCCCAUGCCAGUGGCCUCAGGGCUGCCAAUCCACGUGCACGGGGCCUUCAGCAUUCUCUCAAACCGCAAGGGGCUGUGGGACACAUCAGAGCAGGGUAAGUGGAACCGGAUGCUGCUUCGCAAUGCCGUGCCAGCUGCCUGGCUUCGGGCGCUGGAUCACCUCCGUGCCAUGCAUGAGGCAGGUGAAUUGAAGAGCUAUGAAUAUCAUGUUUUCUGGCCGGACACCAACACUGCACGUUACCCCUUUACGGAGGCUGUGACUGGCUUCUACCACUCUGUGGCAGCCAGGAAUGGCCCCAAGCUCUUUUCUGAUGGCUGCUCGUGGUGCUCACUGCAGGAUGCCCGCUUUCUGCACCAGGAUGUGGUCAGACAUCCCAAGCUGGGUGCCACGGCAAAGCGUGUCUUUGCCACCGCCCUGCCUCAUCCCCUGUUAGCUGUGACCUUGCCAGAACACGUGCAGAGGGGCCUCGGGAAGGCAGUGGAUGCUGGCACCUAUGACUGGCCCCGCUUUUACUGUGAGCUUGUGCUUCCCAACUUGAAAGACCUCUCUGUUGUUGACCGGGACCCGCUGAUUCUCCAUGCAUUGGAUAUGUCCCAUGAUGAUGUGGACAAAGUGCUGCAGACAGUGCCCUGCAUUCCUGUCACCCCUCAUGGUCGCCUGCAGCUCAUCAAUUGCCUGGUGCAUCCCAGAGGCCGCACUGCCUCUUUAUAUGACCCUGAGGAUGGGCACUUCCCCAGUGGGGACGCCUUCCUCUCCCCAGAACGACUAAGCCAACUGGAGAGACUUGGCAUGAUUAAGGACACAAUGACCCUGCCAGAACUGCUGGAGCGGACAAAGACAGUGCAGCUUAUCUGGACCAAGGACCAUGCUCAGGCCUGCCGAAGGGCUGCCUGCAUCCUUGAGCUCCUUCAGGAUGCAGUGGAGAAGAGGGUGAACAACACCAUGCAGGCAGCUUUCCAGACUGUGCCCUUCCUUCCUGGUACACUGCCCACUGGAGAACACGUGCUGUUUCCAGCUGCCCAGCUCUACCAUCACGCCAAUGCCCCGCUAUUGGGGCUCAUCCACCCUAUCUUGGCUCCUAAACUGCUGGGGGAAAACUUCAGACUCGCCAAGGAGGUUGCAUCCUUCUUGGGGCUAGACCGGCAGCUACCAGCAGCUACAGUCCUUGAGCAGUUGCAGGCACUGACCUGUAGCUCCAACCGUCUCGCUUUGGAAGACCUGAGAGACAGCACCCACUGCUGCUACAAGUACUUGAACAACCUGCUCCAGAGAGACCACUCCAGCUGGGGUGAGGUGGCUUCUGCAGUAGCCCAAAGGAACCCCUUCAUCUUGGUGGGCUCCCGCUUUGUGCCGGUCAUGGCUGUGGCUAAGACGCUGUUGUUUGAGGCUGUUCCAUAUCUUCACCAGCUCCCAGAGCAGUACCAGCCCUACAGCCAACUCUGGGAGUGUGUGGGGCUACGUAGCACAUUCACCUGGGAUGAUUAUGCCCAAGUGCUCUGCAGCUUGGCAGAGCUGCAUGCUGGAGAGCCACUGCCUGCCACGGAGCUGACUCUGGCCUUGCGGCUGGUGUCCUGUGGCUUGAUGGCAGAUGACAAAGAGCCAAAUGCUUACCAGACCCAGCAGCUCUUUCUACCUGACCAGGAGGGCAUUUUGCGUCCACGGGACAAGCUCCACUUUAAUGAUACACCAUGGAUGCCAGUGGACAGAGAUGUCCAUCUGUGCCAUGAACAGCUGUCCCGAGCCACAGCCCUGCACUGUAGGGUGCCUACCACACGCCACUGGGCACUGGAGAGAAGCCGACUGCUCACCGCAGAUCUGAGCCUCUGGGCGCAGCCGUUUGGUGCCCAUGAAGACUUGCCUACAAGGCUAAAGAAUAUCUUGGGUGAGUACCCAGUAUCCGCUCGUGAUAUAGUGACAGAGUUGCUCCAGAAUGCAGAUGAUGCUGGUGCAGGGCUGGUGCACUUUGUGUGGGACCGCCAGCAGCACCCCACAGAUGCCACUUUCAGUGAGAACUGGAACUUCCUGCAGGGCCCUGCCCUCUGCAUCUACAAUGACAGCCCCUUCCAGCAGCAGGACAUUGAAGGCAUUCAGCGUCUGGGAGUGGGUGGCAAACAAGGUCGGCAGGAUGUCACAGGCAAAUUUGGCCUUGGCUUCAACACUGUCUUCCACUUUACUAACUGCCCAGCCUUCCUCACUGGAGACAGUGCCCUGUGUGUCUUUGAUCCCCAUCUCUACUACGUGCCCGGAGCCACAGCUGAGAGUCCUGGUGGGAUGUUCGCUGUCAACCCUGAAUUCAAGAAGACCUUUCCAGACAUUUAUGGCACCUUCCUACCUUCCUUCUUCAACCUAAACCAGGGUGUCCUUUUCCGGCUGCCCCUCCGCACUGCAGCUGAGGCUGCCUUCUCCAGGGUGUCUGACUUGGUCGUGCGAGACCAAGACCUCAUGGACAUGGAGAGAGUACUGGCUGAGGGAGGUGAGGACUUGGUGCUCUUCCUCCGGCACGUCCGCACUGUGGUUUUCUCCGAGAUCCCCCCAGGCAGGGAGCAGAUGUUGGAGAAGCUGCGAGUGACCACAGAGCUGACGGACAGUGAUGCAGAGCUGAGACGGGGUUUUCAGGCGAGACUGAGCCAAGCCAUGGAUGGGAACAGCCCCACCUCUGUCUCAUAUAGCUUGACAGUCAAAACCAGCAAGGCCAGGACCAGCACCGUAUGGAGGGUGAUCUCCCAAAUUGGGGUGCAUCAGGGGGCUGACAAGUCUCCGGUUCCUGAGCGGCUGCCCUAUGGGGCUGUGGCUGCCUGCCUGAAGCAAUUUCACUUCAACAAAGUCAUGGGCAAAGCUUUCUGCACUCUCCCGCUGCCGCUGACCACAGGGCUGCCUGUGCACAUCAAUGCCAACUUCUCUGUGGAUGCAGCCAGACGCAAUCUCCGCCAGGACGCAGGCAGCACAGAGGCAGCCUGGAAUGGCUUCUUGCUCCAGUACUUGCUAGUUCCACUCUACUGUGCCUUUCUCACCAGGCAGUGGAAAGCCCUGAGGCGUGAAGAGCUCCAGUUCGAGACCCUGAAUGCCUGCCAGCAGCACCUGGCCUCCCGCUACCUCCAGUUCUUCCCUGCUGCAACAAAGGUGCAACGCACCUUUCAGGACCUGGUGAGAGCUGUCUAUAGGCACAUCAGUCAUGCACGCCUGCCCUUGGUGCCUGUGUACCAUGUGAAGCCACCUGACAGAAUGGUGACAAUAACCUGGGCAUGUCCAGGUGGUGGGGAUGUGCUAACAGAGCCAUACUUCCUCCAGGAGAUGCCUGAGCCAGCUCUCCAGGUGGUGCUGCAGCGCCUGAACAUGAAGCUGGUGCCAGCAUUCUGCUACCUGCGGCAGAUCUGUGAGGAGUUCACUGAAGCCCAUGUGGAUGUUGUUGCCUUGGAGCCAGCCUCUCUCCGGCGCUUCCUCAAGGCUUUGGCACUCCCUGUGCCCUGCCUGCUGGCUGAGACACCACUGGAGACCCCAAAGAACUGCUCCAUCCUGCUGCAACACUGCCUGAAGCUCACAGACGUGGACAGUGCAGAACUGGAAGGCUUGCCCUUGCUGGCCACAGAAGAUGGCUGCCUGAAUGUCCUCAGCAUCCACCACCCAGUCUUCCAGAACAACUUUGCCCACCUUUUCCCCCACCACUGCCAUCACUUUGCCCACAAGUUCAUUUCUGACUUGACCCUGCCUCGCUUUGUGAAGGAGCUUGGACUCCUGGAGGCCACACCACUAAUCCAGGAGACACUAGGUCAGCUGAACUGGACCACACAGGGGGAGAAGUGGCUCAAGAAGCUGUGGAAGUUCUUCAGUUCUGUGGUCUAUACGUCCAUGAAGGCCACAGAGAAGUUGGAGGCGGACAUGAAGUCAUUCAUGGAUCAGCUUCAGGAUCUGGUGGUGCUGCCUGUUCAGGGGGGUAAGACAGGCUCGAAGCACCUACUGCCACUAUCCUCCCUCCCCAAUGUUCUUUUUGAGUGUGACAUGAGUGUGGACAAGGUGCUGCACAAACUCGGCAUCCCUGUGCUUCAGCAGUCCCUGCUGCCUUCUGACUUUGCCUACCACUGCCUGAAAACAAGGGCACUGCAGGUCAAAGAGCCCAGGGCUGUACUGGCCCAGCUGGUGGACAACAGAGCUGAUCUUCGCUGGAAGGAGUUAAACAAGUCCGAUGUGACUGUCCUGCUGUACUUUGUGAAGGGAAAACUGGAUUCAUCAGCACUGCAGCAGCUCCGGAUCCUGCCUCUCUUCCAGAAGCAUGAUGGGGACUAUGUACCUGUGGCACCCUUCCGCAAGGUGCUGUUGCUCCGCAGCCUGUUCCCAAAACUGCCCCCAGGUGUCCAAUCUCUGUACAGCCUGGAGAAGGACAUGUUACUGCUCACAGCAGACAGCAGCCACCAGGAGCUGGCCAAGGAUUUGCAGUGGGGGCUCACAGAUGACCAGCAGCUCUUCAUGACUGUGGUGCUACCCCGGCUGUCCCAGCUCACAGCACAAGAGCUUAUGGAAGCUGUGCGGUUGUUCUUUGCCCUGCAACCCAUCUGUGACACCAAGUUCAAGGAAGCUGCUGUGGCGGCUUUUCAGACUGUGGCCUUUAUACCUGAUGCCAAUGGUAUGCUGCAUCUGGCCUCCUACUACUAUGAAAACACGCCCUCCUUCUGCACUCUGCGGCUCCAACACCGCUUUGUGCCCAAGUUUUUCUUUGCAGAGCUACAGAGCUACAACUGCAAAGCUGUGAAUGAUUUCCUGCUUCAGGCAGGUGUCCGCACCAGCCUGUCUGUGGAAGAUUUUGUGGUGCUGGCCCAGGAGAUAGAACAUGAAGCCACUCAGACAGGGUGCCACACUAAAGACCUGCUGGCACGACAGGAGGAGAUGCUUAAACAGCUUGGCACCAUGUUGGUCAAUCCCUUGUCAGGGGAUUUACUGGGGCAAAUUGCCUCAAUCCACUUCCUGCCUUCACUGGACAUCCCCCCAAACUUGGUGAACCUCCACCUCCCUUUUGCAGCCUGUACUAAGCCCGUGGCCCUGAAGGGCAGUGUUUACCACUGCCAAGAAGAUGUGGCUGAGCUCCUGUGGGCAUCAGCCACCAUCCUGCCAAAGUCCUUUUUAAUGAAACAGGACCUCCUGAAGGCCGUGGGAGUCCUUGUAGAGAUACCCACAGCCCUGGUGGUGGCCAACUUGAAGCAGGUGUGCAGGGCAGCCUGCCAGACGCCGCAGCAGGUGAGCACACGGGCCAGUGUGCUCCAGAAGAUGUACAACUUCUUACAGAACCAUCUGAAGGACAUCGAUGCAGGGUGCCUCGCUGAGCUGCCCGUAGUGCUGGUCAAGUCAGGGGACAUGGCCACACCACGGCAAGUGGUGACAGCACUCCCAGAUGAGGCUGAUUUUUACCCCUAUCUCCUCACACCUGAUCCUCACAUAGCUGUCUAUGGAGACCUCCUGCAACACCUCGGGGUGGUCCUGCUCCCCACACUGUCUCACUACAGCCAUGUCCUAGCCCAAAUCCACCAGGAGAGCCAUGUCAAUGGGAUCCUCAGUACUAUCCAGAAGAAGACAGUCCUGCUGGCCACGCGACACUUCUUCCAGCUACUGCAGGAGGCAUCGGAGCCCCCUGAUUUCUCCACUGUGGCUGAGCUGUACUUGCUGAGCACUGCUGACUGCCUAGAGCCAUCCCACAGGUUGUACUUCAAUGACUGUGUGUCCUCAAAUACCUUUAGGCUCUUGGGGAAGACCUUUGUGUUUAUGGCUGAACUGCCAGGGACCAGCUGUAAUUCCCAGUGGCUGCUGCAAAAGCUACCCCUGCGCCUGCGGCCACGGGCCCUCUCAGAGGUGACAGAGCAGCGGCUGGAGGAGGGCAGUGUGCGGCCGUGUCGCUACGGUUCUCACUGCCCUGGGCAGAAGCAUCUGCAGACCCUUCUGGUGUCACCGUGGUUUAGGAUGGGGCUGGAGGCCCUGCUCCGGUGGCAGAGCCACAGGGCUAUGAUGAGAAUGGAGGGAGAUGCUGGCUUUGCAGUGGAGCAGCUGAAAGUGAAGUGCUGCGAGGACAUAUGCACUGUGCUGGUUCACUCUGGUGCAAAGGUGGAGGGCAGCUCCCAGUCACGGGUCAUCCAUGUGUGCGUAGCUGGUGGUGCCCUGCGACUCCUCUACAUCCGGCAUGCGGAGUUGGUGCUGGACCGGCACCAGCUAAGGAUCCUGGAGACACUAGCACAGGAGAUCAAUACCAUCCUGGGUGGACAGCUGGAGGCACCUGCUUUGUCAGUGCUGCGUGAAAUGCUGGUCUGCCAGAAGCCACAGGAUGUGGCCUUUGUUCUGGAGGAGAAUGAUGUUGCACUGGUGGGUGCUGCACCAGAGCCAGAGGAGGUCAUGGCAUCAGAGCUGGAGCCAGAGCUGGAGAAGAGGCUGCAGGAGAAGGCUGUGGCAGAGGGAAAGCCAUGGAAGGAUUGUCACAAUUCUCUGAGCUCUGCCAAGCACCACCGCUGGGGACAAGAAGGCUCCUGGUUGUGCAAGAAGGAGGCCAUGGCCCUGACUCCAUCCAUCCCAGAGGCUCGGCGGUGGCUACAGCAGGCCAAAAGUGACCUGCAGGCAGCCCACAAUGACGUCAGGCACUACUGCACCAACUGGGUCCUCUUCAAGGCUCACCAAGCCCUGGAGAAGGCACUGGUGGCUGCCAUACUUUGCCAUGGUGAGGGCUUUGAGGCCUCAAUGGGGCUGGUGGGGCUGGCCCAAUGGCUGGAGGUGGUGGAGCCAAAGCUGAGGGGCCUGGCAGAGGAGGUAGAGUGGUUGUGUCGCUGUGGCAUCAAUGGCAAGGCCACACAAUACCCAGGUUACCACCCCUUCCCCACCAUCCCCAGCGAGGCCUUCCACGGUGUGGAUGAGGAGGAG
This is a messenger RNA of Mesitornis unicolor (brown roatelo), 9626 nucleotides long. Its product is annotated as sacsin-like. Gene Ontology annotation, molecular function: Hsp70 protein binding. The record is from RefSeq and is a predicted model, not a curated record. The annotation marks the transcript as partial. Lineage: Eukaryota; Metazoa; Chordata; Aves; Mesitornithiformes; Mesitornithidae. The transcript is spliced from 3 exons.